Diaporthe amygdali is the source of this 1830-nucleotide messenger RNA. RefSeq names its product Amine oxidase. Lineage: Eukaryota; Fungi; Ascomycota; Sordariomycetes; Diaporthales; Diaporthaceae. Bases 1 to 1830 code for a protein of 609 amino acids. Gene Ontology annotation, molecular function: oxidoreductase activity. The transcript has 2 exons. The record is from RefSeq and is a predicted model, not a curated record.
AUGACGAAGCACGUCGAAAUUCUGGACUUGUCUCACACGUCCAAGGUGUAUCACUCACCGGCAACCAUCACCAGCCCCAAUACCAGACUUGUCCAUGUUUCUGGCCAAAUUGGCGCGACAAAGUCGGGCUAUGUUCCGGCUGACUAUGAGUCCCAGCUUCAUUUGGCUAUAUUCAAUCUGCGCAAAAUAAUGAUUGCUGCUGGGGCAUCGGUGAAGGACCUUGCCAAAGCGACUUUGUACGUCGUGAAUUACGAUCCUAAGACACGCAAGCAUGCUCGCCAAAUGCAGCGUUUUUACGGAAAACACAGACCAGCCAUGACCUUGGUGCCCCUUACUCAGCUGGCGCACCCGUCAUGGCUGGUCGAAAUCGACGCUGUCAUCGCUAUUCCCAACCGGGCGCCGUCGAUUCCGCUCUCUAUAUCGCAGCCUACACAAAGCACAGACGUCAUUAUCGUCGGUGCGGGUCUAGCAGGACUUGCAGCUGCACGAAAAGUGACAGAGGCUGGCCUUUCGUGUGUGGUUGUCGAAGCUCGUGACCGCGUGGGCGGCAGGACCUACAGUCUACCUAUCCCUGAUGGCCGACCGGGUGUUAUCGAGGCGGGCGCCGCCUGGAUUAACGACGUCAACCAGACUCGUAUGAUUAGCCUCGUCCGCGAAUUUGGUCUUGAGACGACCGAGCAAAAUACCACCGGCAACUGUGCUCUCCAGGACACCGAUGGUAGCGUUUCGUCCUUUGCGUACGGCGAAGUUCCUAAUUUCGAUGCCGCUUCCGUCGAAAGUGUCAUCAUGAUUCGCGAUGGGACAGAAGCUGCCAGCCAAGCUGUUGACUGCUGGGAGCCCAGGAGCACUGAACUGGACAGCAUGACCUUUGAGGCUUACUUGAGAUCUCGUGGUGCGACGGAAAAGGCCAUCUUGACGGCUACUGUUUGGACUCGCGCUAUGCUUGGCGUUGACCCUCGCGACCUGUCCACUUUAUUCUUCCUCAACUACUGCAAGUCUGGUGGCGGCCUCCUCAAUAUGCGCUCAGACCGCAAAGGAGGCGGUCAACAUCUGCGCAUCCGCCAAGGAACGCAGACAGUGUCGAAAAAGCUCGCCUCGAUCCUUCCGCCUCACUCCCUUCGCCUCAACGCGCAGGUCAAACAGAUCGUCCAGGACGGUCCACACGGGGUUGUCGUAACAACUGGCGACGGCUCUGCUUUCAGCGGCCGAAAACUCAUUUCCACAGUUCCUAGCCCAGUCCUAAAGAAUAUCGAAUGGCAACCUCCACUUCACCCUGCGAAGCUCGCCUGGUCCGAAGCUGCUGGAUACGGUUUUUACUGCAAAGCCAUGAUGGUCUUCAAGUCACCUUUCUGGAUCGCCAAGGGCUUCUGCGGUCUGGCGCAGUCCUUUACUGGCCCUGCAGCUGUCGUUCGCGACUCUUGCAGCCCUCAAGAUAACGUUGCGGUACUCACUUGUUUCAUGGCUGGGCCCCCUGCCCAAGAGUGGUCUCUCCUACCCAACGAGGCACGUAUCGAGAAGCUGCUCCACCAGCUCGAGCAACUGUUCAACGUGCAAGAUUUAGGAAAUUCAGAAUUCGUAGAUAUGGUGCUAUACGAGUGGCUCGGCGAUGAGUUCUCCGGCUAUGGUUGCCCAUGCGCUUAUUUGCCGCCAGGUGUCCUCGACUCGCUGGGCCCUAACGCCCUCCGUGAACCCACGGGCAAUCUGCACUUUGCGGGAACGGAAACUUCGGGCGAGUGGAAGGGAUACAUGGAGGGUGCUGUCCUAAGCGGCGAACGCGCAGCUAAAGAGGUUAUCAAGGGACUGAGCUUCGGCGGGUUGUCGCGACUUUGA